Molecule: messenger RNA, 621 nt
Organism: Fraxinus pennsylvanica
Lineage: Eukaryota; Viridiplantae; Streptophyta; Magnoliopsida; Lamiales; Oleaceae
Source: the annotation of a GenBank genome assembly
AUGGUGUCGGGCUCGGGGAUCUGCGCGAAGAGAGUUGUGGUGGAUGCGAGGCACCACAUGCUGGGCCGCCUGGCCUCCAUCUUAGCCAAGGAGCUCUUGAAUGGACAGAAAGUGGUGGUGGUCAGGUGCGAGGAAAUCUGCUUGUCAGGUGGCCUCGUUCGCCAGAAGAUGAAGUACUUGCGGUUUCUUCGUAAGCGUAUGAACACCAAGCCGUCCCAUGGCCCCAUACAUUUCCGUGCUCCAUCCAAGAUCCUCUGGCGCACCAUCCGUGGGAUGAUCCCCCACAAGACUAAGCGAGGGGCUGCUGCACUUGCUCGUUUGAAGGUUUAUGAGGGUAUCCCACCACCAUAUGACAAGACAAAGAGGAUGGUCAUUCCUGAUGCUCUCAAGGUUUUGAGACUUCAAGCUGGACACAAGUAUUGUUUGUUGGGUAGACUCUCAUCGGAGGUUGGAUGGAACCAUUAUGAUACUAUCAAGGAACUUGAGACGAAGAGGAAAGAGAGAGCUCAGGCAGCGUAUGAGAGAAAGAAGCAGUUGACGAAACUGAGAGUUAAAGCUGAGAAAGUUGCUGAAGAGAAGCUCGGCGCCCAACUUGACAUCAUUGCCCCGAUCAAGUAUUGA